Histoplasma capsulatum G186AR is the source of this 3684-nucleotide messenger RNA. RefSeq names its product ubiquitin-conjugating enzyme. Bases 1 to 3684 code for a protein of 1227 amino acids. The record is from RefSeq and is a predicted model, not a curated record. Gene Ontology annotation, molecular function: NAD+ poly-ADP-ribosyltransferase activity. The transcript is spliced from 2 exons. Lineage: Eukaryota; Fungi; Ascomycota; Eurotiomycetes; Onygenales; Ajellomycetaceae.
AUGCCGAGGCUAGACUUUGUAUGUGAUUUGCAAGAGGCUUCAAGCCAAGGGAAAACCUCGCACAUGGUGAGUGUGAAGGCUGGUGACGAUGAUGGUGUUAUUUCCUGCACAUUUUCCCCAGAUACCCCAUCUGGGAAGCCAGUGGAAAUUCAGAUCCUUGUUUCCGACCUAUCUUUAUACCCAAAGGAGCACGAUUACUUUGUGUAUACAACAACUGAAGAUGUUUCCCAGGCGGUUACUGACGCGCUGGAGGAAGCCCAAUCCUAUCUUCGCGGCCUGUGCAUCUCUGACAUGCUCUUACAAAUUACCAGCACCCUGGAGAAAGCUUUGUCUGCUGAUUCAGGCAGUGAUGUUGAUAUGCCAGAUGUAGCUGAAGACUCCAAUGAUGAAUAUGGAUGGUCCCCACACUCUCCUAAAAUCACGGUGGAGCAAGCCGAAAAACCGGAUACUGGCAAGUCGAGCAAAAAUUUAGACAAUGUCGUCCUUGCCAAAAUGGCAGCGGAUCUUCGCGCGGCCAAAAUAGCUGGCUUCAGAGUGGGAUAUUUGGGAGAUCCAGAGGAUCCAAUUAUCUGCAUUUCGUGCCGGAUCUCAAAGCUUGCAAUAUCUGAGGAAGCUAUGCAAGCUUGGCAUGUGAAUGGAAACCAAUAUCUUGUCUGCCUUAUCCGCUAUGUAGACAGAUAUCGGUCUCUCGAAGAAAUUAUGCAAGAAGACUCUGCGUUUGGGAAGGCUUAUAUGGAAUUCCAGGCCGACCUGUGCGAUUCGUACAAGCCUACCCUCCAGAGUGCGCUUAUGGCAUUCAACCGUUCCUCCUCCAAGACGCCACCUACGAACAAGGGGACAGCGACUCUUUCGCAGGCUGACGAACCGAAUACUCGGAGGGUGACUCGGUCGUUCAUCAGCAAACCACUCAAUGCUCUUUUGAACGAACGUUUUAUUAAGAUCCUACGGUACAGACACACCUUCGGCUUCCCUUGGUCUGGAGCAGAAAUUUUCUUCAAUGAUAUACAGGGAAAGUCUCUCGGACAUGCAGACCCAUCAGAUCCUAAAUAUACUAGAGAAGAGAAGCUAGCUGCUUCAUCGACCGCACUGCCAGAUUUAGUAACCUCUGACCAUCUAGUAGAGAAAAUUGGCGAUGGCGCCUCUUUCCCACUGAUUACAAUGCAGUUUGUACUCCGUCAUUUCGUCCGGUGCACUGAGUUUUGUCUUGUCUGUCACUGCAAAACAGAGAACGCGUUCGAGGCUCUGAAGCCAUACGUAUGCUCCAAAAGCCUUUGUCUAUAUCAGUUCAUGGCUCUUGGAUUCGGGCCUAGUUUGGAAUGGGAAAUCAUAUCACAGCCCGAUGUUGUGGAUCUCCUUGUUAACUUCACCUAUGCCAGUGCUAAACUGGGCCGGUUGGAUGACUUCCCCACUGGACUUGGGCUUUUGGUUCCCGCUGUUGAAUGCUAUUCUCGUGAUGUAUCACUCGUGGGCUCCGGACUGGGCUCCAAAACCAGCUUAUCAAGUGGAAGUGUGCACCAAGCCAAAUUUGACCAAUCAAAGUUGGAACUUCUUUUCCCAAGUGGCCGUGGGAAUUGCCCUGUUCGUGCUGGGGAUUGGCUUGUAAUGUGCAGCCGUUUGUGCAAUGGACAGUUCCACUGUCGGGUGCAGGACAUCUCCUUCUUCCCCACGGUUAAACUGUCUAGCCUCAUCACCCGCCGCGCCUCAGCAUCAGCUGGCUCUAAACCGGGCUCUAAUGACAACCAGCCCAGUAUCCCAUUGGGAUACCAUGAUGUCACAUUUUGUAUCUAUAACCUUAACUUCGAUGACAUCGAGACCCCUGAGAAGCAGUUUACCAUUACAAUGCUCCUUGAUACAUUGCCCAGUGUCGAUGCGAUGAGGGAGUUCCUGAUGAAUACCACCGAUAAAGCAGAGCCUAUGCUUACCGAUUGGCACGGCAGGAUCUCCAAGUCAGCUUUGGAUGUGCUGCGUUGGAUUGUUGCUUCAAACCGUUCAUGCAUCAUCCAAGAUGGUCACACGGCACACGGAGCAUAUAGUGAUAGCGAUCGUGUCUCUGGUAUGGAAGGCUACAUGCAGUUCAGGUUCGCGCAGGGCGCCCCUGACAAGGAACAGCGAUUCAUUCAGGCAGUCGAUGCCGCAACCUCAAGACUAAACCUCAAGUACCCGACUAUUUUUGCCUGGCAUGGAAGUCAUAUUUCAAACUGGCACGGCAUCUUACGCGAGGGUUUGCAUUUCCGAGAAACACUUAACGGCCGUGCGUUUGGGGAUGGCGUAUAUAUGAGCUCCUUUUUCAGAACAUCGUCCUCUUACAUGAGAGGCUGUCAAGUAGCAUGGCCACAGAGCCGGUUGAAAAUCCAAUCAGCAAUAUCCCUGAACGAAGUCGUCAAUGCACCCAACGAAUUCGUGAGCAAGUCACCCCAUCUUGUCGUAGCGCAGCUGGACUGGAUACAAACGCGCUAUCUGUUUGUUAGCUGUCAGUCUGUCGAAGUCUGCACAAAAGAUCCCAUGAAAGAGCAUAUCUCGUCUGCCUGCCAUCUGCAAGACCCUGGAUAUACUGCCCAAGGGCCAAAUGGAAAUCCGAUUCGAAUCCCCGUAACGGCGAUUAGCCAAAAGCGCCGUAUUGGUGGGAGUACCCCUAAGGUCCAGCAAGCAAAUGCUGGGGACAUCAAUGCUACUCCGCUAGCAAUUAAGAGUUCUGCUGAUACGCAACAGCAAACCACGAAGGAAGCACUUCAGAUCUUCGGUGAUGGCUCUUCCAUUUUUCGACGUGUGUCAGCCGGAAUAUCAAAAUUCGACAAAUUUUCCCCAAGUACUUCGGCAAAGACCUCAGAUGCCAGGGAAGACCCAUCCACGUCAGAUGGCUAUAUCAGUGAAGACACUGAUGACGAAGAUAUCCUCAUACUUCUUGAAAACCCUCAGAACCGGUCCCACAAACAGGGCAACAGCAAUAACAGUAAAGGCAACGACAAAGGUAAAGCUCCAGUCCGCGACACACCCACCACAGCCACAACCAUCUACUCCUCCGCCCCGAAAACCGACUUUGUCCCCGGCACUCUUGUCGCAGCUAAACUUCCGCUCUUCGACCAACCAAAAACAGCAACACCAUGGAGCACUAAAGCCCUCCUACGCGAUUUCAAAACCACGCUUCAAACUCAAGACACCCACCCCCUCCACGAACUGGGUUGGUAUGUCGACCCGAGCAUAACCAGCACAAUCUACCAAUGGAUCGUCGAACUGCACUCCUUCGACCCUUCGCUCCCGCUCGCCACAGACCUCAAGCAAGCCGGUCUCAAAUCCGUCGUGCUCGAACUCCGCUUCCCAAGCGAAUACCCCAUCUCCCCGCCCUUCGUGCGUGUCAUCCGCCCACGCUUUCUCAGCUUCCUAGCCGGCGGCGGCGGCCAUGUCACCGCCGGUGGCGCCCUGUGCAUGGAACUUCUGACCAAUUCGGGCUGGUCAGCGGCGUCGAGUAUCGAGAGCGUGCUGUUACAGGUGCGCAUGGCGAUUUCGAGUACGGAGCCGCAACCAGCGCGUCUGGUUCGUGGGCAGAGCGUCAGUAAAGGGACUGUGAGGGAUUACGGGGUUGGGGAGGCGGUGGAGGCGUAUAUCCGGGCGUGUCGGAUGCAUGGGUGGGAGGUGCCGAAGGAUUUCGCGAGGAUGGCGACAGGAGGUGGGGGAGGUGUGAUGUAG